Messenger RNA from Macadamia integrifolia, 1380 nucleotides. RefSeq names its product purine permease 1-like. Lineage: Eukaryota; Viridiplantae; Streptophyta; Magnoliopsida; Proteales; Proteaceae. Gene Ontology annotation, molecular function: purine nucleoside transmembrane transporter activity. Gene Ontology annotation, cellular component: membrane. The transcript has 2 exons. The record is from RefSeq and is a predicted model, not a curated record. Bases 82 to 1212 code for a protein of 376 amino acids.
UUGAGCUUUUUCUCUCUCUCUCUCUAGUUUAGUGUCUCUCUAUAUAUCUAACAGAAAAUUUGGGUUUAUUUAUCCAAAGUCAUGGAGAUGAAACCCAUGGCGGUUAGCCACCAGGAGGGGUUGAAGAAAGAGGAUGCCAAGAUGAGCAAAUAUGUCAGAAGAUCUCUCCUCUUAAUAAACUCUGCCAUGUUGGGCAUCGGAAACUGCGGCGGUCCACUGAUAAUGCGGCUUUACUUCGUGCGCGGUGGCAAAAGAAUUUGGUUCUCCAGCUGGUUAGAGACUGGUGGUUGGCCCUUCCUUUUAAUCCCUCUCGCCGCCUCCUACUUCCACCGCCGCCGUGCCAAGAGAGGAGGUGGCGGUGAUUCACCUGAUAAUGACACAAAACUCUUCUUCAUGAAGCCCUUAGUUUUCUUCGCCUGCGUCGUCAUCGGCAUCCUCACCGGCGUUGAUGACUACCUCUAUGCCUAUGGAAUGGCUCGUUUACCUGUCUCUACCUCUUCCCUUAUAAUUGCAUCUCAGUUGGGCUUCACUGCUUUCUUUGCUUUUCUUCUAGUUAGGCAGAAGUUCACAUCUUACUCCAUCAACUCGAUUUUUUUGUUGACGGUGGCGGCGGUGGUGCUCGGCCUCCAUACCAAUGGAGACCGGCCGGCUAAUGAAUCUAAGAAGGAGUACUUUAUGGGUUUCUUCUUGACGCUUGCAGCGGCUGCGUUGUAUGGGUUGGUUCUACCCAUGGUGGAGCUCACUUACAAGAAAGCCAACCAGAUCAUCACCUACUCCCUCGUCAUGGAGAUGCAGCUGGUCAUUUCCGUCUUCGCUACUCUCUUCUGCACCAUAGGGAUGCUCGUAAACAAAGACUUUGAGGUUAUUCCAAGAGAAGCAAGAGAGUAUGAACUUGGGGAAAGCAAAUACUACUUGGUGGCGGUAUUUAGUGCAUUUAUUUGGCAGUUCUUCUUCUUGGGAUCAAUUGGUGUCAUCUUUUAUGGUUCCUCAUUACUUGCUGCUGUUAUAAUUACAGCUCUACUACCAGUUACAGAGGUCUUGGCUGUUUUCUUCUUUCAAGAGUCAUUCAAAGUAGAGAAGGGGAUUUCUCUUGCUUUGUCAUUAUGGGGUUUUGCCUCCUACUUCUAUGGUGAGUUCAAAGCAAGCAAGAAAAGCAAAAGAACUCCAAAGCCAGUUAAUCCUCAACUACAUCCUCCAUUAACACAUGUCUAAGAAAAGCUAUAUAUUUGCGUGUAAGUGGUUCAGCACUAAGGGGCAAGGCCAAGAUUAGCCAGCUUUUUUUGUUUCAAUUUCCUUCAUGUUUUUUUUUUUCCACGGGCUAUGAAUUCUAUUGCAAAUGUCUUGGCUAGAAAGGCCCUAUCAAUUGUGUGUUUCACAUAA